GUCACUGCGCGCUCCUCGCAAAGCAGUGGCCCAUAUAGGAUGCUCUUGAGCUUUCUGCUGAUUGCCGAGUCGCGCCAUGCCGCUCUACCCAGGAGCUUCUCAAGGAUGCGAUGAAUGCCGACGACGCCGCAAGAAGUGUGACCUCAACAAACCUGAGUGUCUUCGAUGUUGCAAAUCUGGUGUCAAAUGCAGUGGCCCCAAAGAUUCACGAACGUUUAUCAAUCGGAACGCUACAACUCUGACCCAAGAAAGUGACAAAAAAGCGCUAGUCUACGCAUUACAAAAUAGAAGGAAGCCGAAAUCAGCCAACGCCAACUUUGAGAGCUCAAGUACGAGUACUAGCACGGAUGAUUCUCCAUCUCGAAGAACUGCGCUAGCUGUCACUAAGCCAAGCCCACCAUUUGAUAUAAUUUCCAUUGAUUUUCCUGGACGCUUGACGUUCUUGGCAUUGAUCAACGACUUUGAACCUCAUCCCCUUGGGGGUGUCUUCAGGGGCGAUAGAAUAUCGCGAGGUGACCCCCAUUAUUCGAGCGCAGCAUUGUGCAUUCGAGCUUUACUGCGGUUCACGUCUUUGCAGAUCAAUUCGCUCAAUCUACCCAUUUUCAGUCUCCUCGCAACUUACAUGGGAAACUUGAGAAAUGACGAAGAUUUAGCACAACUUGCACAGUCAUCGUACACAUCUGCCUUGAAAAAGUCACGUCCGCAUAUCCAACAGGUCAUAGAGAAUAGCCAACGCAGUGCGAGAUCAAAGGUCAAACUGGAAUAUAUUCUGCUACUAGCGAUAGCAUUUCUGGUAUUUGAAUUCGUGAACGAAAAUGAAUACUCGGAGACUGCUCUUUCCGCCCACGUCGGUGGAGUCUUGAGCAUUUUAGAGCUCUAUGGGCCGAACAAUUUCUCUUCACCUCACAUGCGACAGGCUUUUAGUGGAUUCAGGGGAAUAUUUCUCUCUGUUAGAAUCAGCAGGCAUACCCCAACCUUCCUAGCAGAUCCAGAUUGGAUACGUCUCCCAUUUCUGAAUGCCCAGAAGGCUAGAAUGGAAUUUCUUCACGAUGUUGCAUUGCAGAUUCCCGGGCUCUUCUACCAAACAGAUCGUUGGUUUGAUGGGCGUGGAAAUUCCGCUUUCAACGAUUCCAAUCAAGAAACCUCGGAUUCUACGGAUCAAAAUCUAGAACUCACUCUCUCCCUUUUGAAUGAUUACCGGGUCAUCUUCAAUCAAUUAGAAGACUGGGAAAGCAAUUGGAAAGCUUCCGAGCAGGGUCCUCUAUACUGGCAUUCGGAUAUCCCAAUGCCAAGCAAAUUUGUCGACGUCGACUCGAUUUGCAUACCCUCAUUCCCAGAUGAAACAUACCAAAUCCGUUUCCAAAAUACCCAAAAGGCAGGUCUUGCUGUGACCUUCUGGUCGUAUCGGCUGGAACUUCUUAUGCAAAUGAUAAAACUCCAGCGAAGCUUGCUUGACAUACAGGCUCAAUCAUUAAAAAAGAACCUGGCCAUGGCAGAAGAAACAGCUUGUCUUAUCCUGCAAGCGGCACCUUACCUGACAUGUUGUUUUGAGGGUUCAGUGGCGUCAAAGGCACCCCUUCGAACUGUAUCGAGAUAUUUUGAGCUGGCUACUUGGGAGAAAGAGUUCUAUUCGCCGUUAGCUAGCACUUCAACGUGAAUCGGACAUAUCGUUCCGAGCCUCGAUUUCAAUGAAGC
Messenger RNA from Penicillium brasilianum, 1695 nucleotides. NCBI's taxonomy places the organism in Eukaryota, Fungi, Ascomycota, Eurotiomycetes, Eurotiales, Aspergillaceae. The record is from the annotation of a GenBank genome assembly.